AUGGGCCCGCUUCCGAAGAGAGACGAGGAAGGCAAGCAGCAGGAGGCCAGCCUGAUUGCUUCGAUUCCACCAACCCUGGGGCGGCCAGAGUGGAGCCAGAGCGUUGACUUCGUGUCCUUGAAUGGACGAUCCUCAAGUGCUGGACGAUGCCUUGGCGAAUUUCAGGACAUGGCUCACUGCCUCAGAAAAGCGUCGAGCAGCUCCGAGAAGCUCCUUACCUUGCAACGCCUCUGCGAGACCUUGCAAGACGGAGGGCACGAUGCAGCCGAGCGUGCCUGUGCUGCUGGCACGGUAGAGGUGUCACUUGGGCUGCUGCGUGCAUGCGAAGGUGGAGCGCCUCUCCUAGUUCGCACAGUGGAAGCCUUGUGGUACAUGGCCGAUGACUACGAGAGUUGCCUGAAGAUUGUGGAUCUGAAUGGCCAUCAGCUUCUGUGCCAGCUGGCCCGGGAGCAUGGUCAGGAUAACCCGGAUGCAGCAGGAGGUAUCUUCCGGCUGUUGGCUGAGACGUUGUACACCGAGCCGAGGUCCUCGCGUCUCUGGGGAGAUGCACUGGAUGCCAACCUCUUGGUCGCAGCAGUCAACUGGGCCGUCCAGCAAGCAGGCUGCAGCGACCCAGGGUGCUCCACGACUCUGGGGUUUGUGUGUGAUGUCGCUGCGCUGUGGUUGCAACGUGUUCCUGACAAGGAGGCUGCAAAGCCGUUGAUAAGCAUUGUCCCACAGCUGCUGAAGAUCAUGGCCUUUCGCUUGGACGAUGUGUUGCUGCUGCAGCAUGGCUUUCGCUUGUUGUGGGCUUUCGCUCACAAAUCGACAGAGUGGCCAGAGGCUCUCCGACAACCGACAAUAUCCGCCCUGCAGCAGCUGCGAGUAUUGGUGGAAGCCAGGCCGUCCGCAGCACCAAAUGCUAUUCACUACAACGCGAUGGCCUUGCAGGCGAUUUGUGGGCUCGCGCCAUGCGCGGCAGCGCAAACAAGCCUGGGUUUGGACAGCAUGGAUUGA
Symbiodinium sp. CCMP2592 is the source of this 996-nucleotide messenger RNA. The record is from the annotation of a GenBank genome assembly. NCBI's taxonomy places the organism in Eukaryota, Dinophyceae, Suessiales, Symbiodiniaceae.